Molecule: messenger RNA, 1107 nt
Organism: Phytophthora infestans T30-4
Lineage: Eukaryota; Oomycota; Peronosporomycetes; Peronosporales; Peronosporaceae
Exons: 3
Coding region: 1-1107 (368 amino acids)
Molecular function (GO): cobalt ion transmembrane transporter activity; calcium ion binding; cobalt ion binding
Source: RefSeq, a predicted model, not a curated record
AUGCCACGGCUGCUGCAUGGGAAGAAUAUUCUUCACAUGGUGGCUAUUGGGUCCAUCGAGUCGAUCGCUAGAGACUCGAAUUCCGUGGAUUGGUCGACCAGUCUCGGGCCCGUGAAUGAAGUUGAGGACGUGAUACUGAUGGACCCGCACUAUGAUCUUACAUCAGCCAGGAUGAAUAAGUUAUUCUCGCUGUUCAACCCUGGAGAGGAUGGCAUGGUGUCGUACGAAGGUUUUCGAUGUGGGUUGGAGGCCAUGGGUAUCGCCUGUGGUGACGACGAGCAGUUCCAAGCGUUUAUUUGCAAGGUAGAUGAUGAUAAAAGCGGUGGUAUUACGUACGAGGAGUUCUUGUUCGCUAUCCAGGAGAUCAAACUCGCCCAACUUUUCAACGAGGAAUUCCUGCGCAAUAUGCCGCCGGAAUACACUCACAUGAAGCGCAGACGAGUGGGGAAUGCGCGACUGGGGUCGAUCGAGUACUCUCCGGACCGUAUUCGCAGCGUGUACCCCAUCGACCAAGUGCAGAGAUUCAUCUACUCUACCAAGCCAGGGUGGGCGUCAGUGCGCUGGAUCAACGUGGAAGGCAUCGAUCCUCUACUCAUGAGACGGUUAUCGGUACGAUAUCGUCUCCACCCGUUGGCUAUUGAAGACACUCUGGAUGCAGACGUAGAGAGACCGAAGUACGAAGAAUACGACGAACAUUCGUCGCUUAUCGUACAGACAGUCCACGCCCGAGACUUGGCUAUGGUCAAGGACUACCAGAGCAUGUACCGUGCCUCACUUUAUGUGCAGGACGACGAUAUUUCCCCCUUCGAGAGUAUGACGAAGAAGGAGCUGGAGGAUCGCUUGGAGCAACUUAACAUCGGAUGUGUCAUGACGGCACCACAGCAACUUAGUCUGUACAUUAUGGAGGACGUUCUGAUCAGUGUUGAAGAAAGGUCCAGUACACUCUGGGCCAUGCUGAAGCAGCGAUUGGAUACUUCGUACUCCAAGGUGCGGCAACACGGCACAGCGUUCCUGGUGUACACAGUUGUGGACAUUUGUGUGGACGAGUUGACGCCGAUCACGCACACUUUUGGCUCGAAGGGCUCCAAGUGCUCUGUAAGCCCAUGA